CUGAAAGGGUCUUUAGAUCUGCAGACUCCAGUUAGGCAGAAUCCUUCAUUUGUAGAAUGAAGAGACAGAUGUGGUGCUCUCUGCAGCUUUUGCCGCUCUGUGGGUUCUGUGGGUUCAGGCCAGAUCUCUUCCAAUGUCGAAGUCUGGUAUGUGAGGCUGCUUCCUUCAAGAGUGUGGUUUGGCUUCAGCAGGUUAUAUGUUUGCUCUGAUAUCCUUUUAUUUUGAGCAUUGCAUCCAACCCCCAACAAAUGCCAGAAUGUCUGCUGUCAUAUUCGGUAUGGGCUGGAGCUCUGCCUUGGUGUGAAUACCUGAGAUCAGCAGCCUUUGGUUCUUCUCAGGCAGAUGACUCAACUGCUGGAGUUCUUUUUUCCUAUUUGUCCGAAACGGGUUUUCUUUCUUUUUUUUUUUUAGUGAAUAUACAGUUUAUUUAACAUUCAAACUUCGUUAAGACAUGUGCAAUAUGGCAAUUUUACUGGGGAUUAAACCCUACCUAGGAUGAUUGCUUGCUGGGGCUUAACAACAGGGUGCAGUUCACACUUAGCACUAAUUAAAUACUUUAUUGAAUAAAUACAAUGCUGGCUGCCGCCGCCACCACUGCCACCAUUGUGCCAGCCCCUUGGGUCUCUGUGAGGCCGGGUGACGCUCCAGAAUGGGAGACAAGCCAAUUUGGGAGCAGAUUGGAUUCAGCUUCAUUCAACAUUAUUACCAGUUAUUUGAUAAUGAUAGAACCCAACUAGACGCAAUUUACAUUGACGCGUCAUGCCUUACGUGGGAAGGACAACAGUUCCAGGGGAAAGCUGCCAUUGUGGAGAAGUUGUCUAGCCUUCCAUUCCAGAAAAUCCAGCACAGCAACACGGCACAGGACCAUCAGCCCACACCAGAUAGCUGUAUCAUCAGCAUGAUUGUGGGCCAGCUUAAGGCAGAUGAAGACCCCAUCAUGGGGUUCCACCAGAUGUUCCUAUUAAAGAACAUCAGCGAUGCUUGGGUUUGCACCAAUGACAUGUUCAGGCUCGCCCUGCACAACUUCGGCUGACCUUCAGGCACUCACGCUGUUUCCUCCUCCCUCCUCUUCCCAAUACCAUUACCACUCCUCCAGAUGCUCCAAAUAUCAUGCACAAAUGAGCAGGGCUGCGGCGGGAGUGGGCGCAGUGCGCUGCUGCCACCAAGGUGUUGUGCAUGAUGUUUGGACGCUAGACUAGUUGCAUCUGACAGGAGAAGUUUGUGUUGUACCAGCGCAUGCUUUGGAAAGACUUAAGUAAUGCAAAAGGUUGUCCUUUUUUUAAAAUCUACUGAGAAGUUGCUCUAGUAACCCAAAGACGUGAAGGAGAAAGCAGCUGCCUCACCGCCCAGAAGUUGAUUUGUUCAGAUGUUUCAAUGCCUCAUGAAACAAUAAAACCACAUAAAUUUUCUUAACAGUUUUAAAAAA
Molecule: messenger RNA, 1426 nt
Organism: Callithrix jacchus (white-tufted-ear marmoset)
Lineage: Eukaryota; Metazoa; Chordata; Mammalia; Primates; Cebidae
Source: RefSeq, a predicted model, not a curated record